AUGUUGAAAUGUUCUCAACUUUUCGCCGACAGUGGGCUUGGCUCCAGUCUAUCAAGCUACUCUGAAGAGAGCUCCGUCGACGAUUCUGCGGAGAAAGAGAGUCACUCUGCAUCUCGAGGUUCCAAGGAGAGCGGGGAGACGGAAAUCAAAGUAGUGCUGGGAUCCAGAGAUGAUGACGAUUCUGCGGAGAAAGAGAGUCGAUCUGCAUCUCGAGACUCUGCGGAGAACGAGAGUGGGCCGGAUACUAAAGAUUCUGCGGAGAAAGAGAGUCGAUCUGCAUCUCGAGAAUCUGCAGAGAAAGAGAGUCACUCUGCAUCUAGAGAUUCCAAAGAAAGUGCGGAGAGGAAAAUCAAAGUGAUCGUAUCGAGAGAAGAUGAUGACUCUGCGGAGAACGAGAGUGGGCCGGAUACUAAAGAUUCUGCGGAGAAAGAGAGUCGAUCUGCAUCUCGAGAAUCUGCAGAGAAAGAGAGUCACUCUGCAUCUAGAGAUUCCAAAGAAAGUGCGGAGAGGAAAAUCAAAGUGAUCGUAUCGAGAGAAGAUGAUGACUCUGCCGAGAACGAGAGUGGGCCGGAUACUAAAGAUUCUGCGGAGAAAGAGAGUCGAUCUGCAUCUCGAGAAUCAGCAGAGAAAGAGAGUCACUCUGCAUCUAGAGAUUCCAAAGAAAGUGCGGAGAGGAAAAUCAAAGUGAUCGUAUCGAGAGAAGAUGAUGACUCUGCGGAGAACGAGAGUGGGCCGGAUACUAAAGAUUCUGCGGAGAAAGAGAGUCGAUCUGCAUCUCGAGAAUCAGCAGAGAAAGAGAGUCACUCUGCAUCUAGAGAUUCCAAAGAAAGUGCGGAGAGGAAAAUCAAAGUGAUCGUAUCGAGAGAAGAUGAUGAUUCGGCAGAGAAUGGAGAGAGGAACGGGAACAGCAACAACUCCGAUUCUGACGAAAGUGUGGAAGGGCAAGUCAAAGGGGUAACAUCCAGAGGCGAUGAUGAUUCCAAAGAAAGCGAGGAGGAGAAAAGCAAAAUGGUUGGAUCCAAAGAAGAUGAUGAUUCCAAAGAAAGUGCGGAGAGGAAAAUCAAAGUGAUCGUAUCGAGAGAAGAUGAUGAUUCUGCGGAGAAAGAGAGUCGAUCUGCAUCUCGAGAUUCCAAAGAAAGUGUCGAGAGGAAAAUCGAGAUGAGUGUAUCGCGAGAAGAUGAUGACUCUGCGGAGAACGAGAGUGGGCCGGAUACUAAAGAUUCUGCGGAGAAAGAGAGUCGAUCUGCAUCUCGAGAGUCCAGAGGAAGUGCCGAGAGGAAAAUCAAAGUGAUCGUAUCGAGAGAAGAUGAUGACUCUGCGGAGAACGAGAGUGGGCCGGAUACUAAAGAUUCUGCGGAGAAAGAGAGUCGAUCUGCAUCUCGAGACUCAGUGGAGAACGAGAGUGGCCCGGAUACUACAGAUUCUGCAGAAAAAGACAGUCACUCGGCAGCCCGAGAUUCCAAGGAGAGCAGAGAGAGGACAAUGCGAGUGUCUGAAUCCAGAGAAGAUUCCAGAGAAAGUGCGGAGAGGAAAAUCAAAGUGAUCGUAUCGAGAGAAGAUGAUGACUCUGCAGAGAACGAGAGUGGGCCGGAUACUAAAGAUUCUGCGGAGAAAGAGAGUCGAUCUGCAUCUCGAGACUCUGCGGAGAACGAGAGUGGCCCAGAUACUAAAGAUUCUGCUGAGAAAGACAGUCACUCUGCAACUCACGAUUCCAGUGAGAGUGCUGAAGAGAUACGGAAGCUGAUUUCAUCGGGAGGAGAUGAUGACUCUGCCGAGAACGAGAGUGGGCCGGAUACUAAAGAUUCUGCGGAGAAAGAGAGUCGAUCUGCAUCUCGAGAUUCCAAGGAGAGCGGGGAGACGGAAAUCAAAGUAGUGCUGGGAUCCAGAGAUGAUGACGACUCAGCGGAGAACGAGAGUGGGCCCGAUACUAAAGAUUCCAAGGAGAGCGGGGAGACGGAAAUCAAAGUAGUGCUGGGAUCCAGAGAUGAUGACGACUCAGCGGAGAACGAGAGUGGGCCCAAUACUAAAGAUUCCAAGGAGAGCGGGGAGACGGAAAUCAAAGUAGUGCUGGGAUCCAGAGAUGAUGACGACUCAGCGGAGAACGAGAGUGGGCCCGAUACUAAAGAUUCCAAGGAGAGCGGGGAGAUGGAAAUCAAAGUAGUGCUGGGAUCCAGAGAUGAUGACGACUCAGCGGAGAACGAGAGUGGGCACGAUACUAAAGAUUCCAAGGAGAGCGGGGAGACGGAAAUCAAAGUAGCGCUGGGAUCCAGAGAUGAUGACGACUCAGCGGAGAACGAGAGUGGGCCCGAUACUAAAGAUUCUGCAGAAAAAGAGAGUCACUCUGCUGCUCGAGACUCCACGGAGAACGAGAGUGGGCCGGAUACUAAAGAUUCGGCUGAGAAAGAGUCUCACUCUGCAGAAAGAGGUCCCUUCCUUGGGAAGCAGAAAUCCGACUGCGUCGUGAAGAGGCCCAGACGAUCAAUUCGGGAAUUUUAUGAGAGACACCGCGAGCAUUACAAGACACCUUCGGAGCGUCGCAAAGGACUAUGCGAGUCCUUCUCCCCAUGCCACCACCUGGCCAACACGGUUGGAUACCAGAACGCCUAUCAACAGUACUUUGGAAACCUUUAUCAAUAGACUGGAGCCCAAAUAUCAGUAACGUCGCAGUACUUCAUAUCACACACAAUGCCUAACGUAGUGGAUUAGACCGCGUUCAUUGAAAUGCCACAAAUGGUUUCCAUCAGAGUAUUUGAACCUAGUUCUGCUGGUCACAACGUUGUCCAUUAAGGGUCCUUCUCUGAGCCCAUUGUCCCAUUAAUGGAUGAUCAGCCAUGAUCAUAUUGAAUGGCGGUGCAGGCUCGAAGGGCCGAAUGGCCCACUCCUGCACCUUGUUUCUAUGUUCUAUGUCUCUAUUAACCUGUCCUGGCAAUCUUCUCUUCUUUCCUGCCCAUAUUCCAUGUUUCAAAUGUUAUCUGUAGAAGGGUCUCGGCCAGAAACGUCGCCUAUUUCCUUCGCUCCAUAGAUGCUGCUGCACCCGCUGAGUUUCUCUGGCAUUUCUGUCUACUUUCAAAUGUUGUCGUUGUCCGUCCUGAAAAGGACGCAGGCUUCCGGCGACACUCAGUGGGAAGCCGUCACUUGUCCCCAUAGAUGAUGGUGGCAGCAAGAUCAGCUCCGGGGUACCUCCGGUUACCAGCCCCACGUUGUGGGCGCUUCCGCUGUGGGGCCUCCUGGUAAUAAUGUGUAGGAAAGAACUGCAGGUCGGCACAAGAUGCCGGAGUAACUCAGCGGGUCGGGCAGCAUCUCUGGAGAAAUGGGAUGGGUGAUGUUUCGGGUCGACACCCUUCUUCAGACCUGCUGAUUUACUCCAGCAUUUUGUGACUCCUGUUUAAACCAGCAUCUGCACGUCCUUCCUACAGGAAGAACUGCAGAUGUCGGCCAUUUUGAGUCCUCUUAGUAAUAAUUUGAACACAAGAGGUGUAAGAUAGGUGGGUGCUUCCGAAUGAACCAACCCCAUCUCCCACACUGUUGUAUUCCGGGGCACUAGAUCCCCCUGGGACCCUCCCUGAGGAAACCUUCAUUUGGAGACAGAGCCCUCUAGUCAUGACUGCAGGACACAACACACACACAUCAACAAACUGUGUGAGUUUCCAGCCCUAAACAAUGAACCGAUUUUGCCCAAAUCUUUUCCAGAUCUCUCCAGAAUAAAUCCGUUUUUUUUCUCCCUACCCCCCUCCCUCAAUAGUCACUCCUUUUUCCAUUUAAGCUGCUAUUUUUUUCAAAUGGAUUAAAUGUUCCUAAGUGAACAUGGGAGUUUUGUAAUCUUGGUUGAACUUCACCUGAAUGUAUCUGCACUUGUUGCCCUUUUAAAGAAAGAGGGAGAGAAAGGGGGCGGGGGAAGAUACAUGUUACAUUGUGUAAAGAUUUUUUUUCCAAAAAUAUUAUGUCGCACAGCGGUAGAGUUGCUGCCUUACAGGGUUUACAGCGCCAGAGACCUGGGUUUGAACGUUCUCCCCGUGACCCGCGUGGGUUUUCCCCGGGUGCUCCGGUUUCCUCCCGCACUCCUAAUUGGGAACUUCCUAGUGCGUGUGGGAUUGUGGGGAUCGCUGGUCGGCGCGGACCCUGCGGAGGACCUGUUUCCCUGCUGCAUCUCCAAACUAAACUAAACUAGAUUAUGAUUCCUCCUCCCUCCCCAUCCCAUUCCCAGAUAAAUCUGGCAGAUUUGGAGAGCGGUGUUCCAGAUCGGAAUCUUAAACACACUGGUCCCGGCCAAGCAAGGCUGGUGAAGUAUUUACCCGAGGCUGCAAUGGCCUUUGUAUUAUCGUCCCUGAUCUGCCCCCAACUUUCCCUGCCGCAGAGCAGUUGAUGUUGGAGGUGGAGGCGUUGUGUGCGGUUGGCCGGGUGUGUUAUUGAGGGUAGAUAUAGAGUCAUUGUGUGACUCACUCCUCUCACCCCUGCAAAUGCCCGCUGCCAACACUGAAUGCCCGGAAAGGAGAGAGUUCCCCUGCCAACUAAAACAGCUUUCAACUUCAACACGUCCACCAGACGGUUUAAUGACUGUUUGCUUUUCUCACU
Molecule: messenger RNA, 4572 nt
Organism: Leucoraja erinaceus (little skate)
Lineage: Eukaryota; Metazoa; Chordata; Chondrichthyes; Rajiformes; Rajidae
Product: glutamic acid-rich protein-like
Exons: 58
Coding region: 1-2637 (878 amino acids)
Biological process (GO): bone development; response to vitamin K; osteoblast differentiation
Cellular component (GO): extracellular region
Molecular function (GO): hydroxyapatite binding; structural constituent of bone; calcium ion binding
Source: RefSeq, a predicted model, not a curated record